UCAUUUCACCAAAGUCACAGCGCACAUUAAAAAAAAAAGUCACAGCGCAGGCGAGAGGGAAAGGGCAAAGGCGACGCGAACUGGGAGGCGGCUCCUGCCGCCCUCAGCCGACCCCCGCGUCCUCGGCGUCGGCGAGAUGACGGCGAUGCUCCGAUCUGCGCUUGGGUCCGCGCUCCGGCCUCCCGCACCGGCCUCCCGCUUCUUCCGCAAGGGCGUCUCCGGAAGCCGCGACGCCACAAGGCGGAAGUUGUCCUCCAGUGGCCGAGAUGGAUCAAACAACAGCACACCUGCCGAUCUUUUUGGUGAUGGUUCCUCCAAGACCUGGAGAAGGCCAGAAGUUGUGUUUAUCACCGCAGCAGCCCUCUCAAUGGCUACCUACACAUACAUUGUGAAUGGGAAGACCGUGUUAGGGUACCAGCGUGAAGUGAUGGAGAACCAGGACGAGGUGAAGCCGGAGAAAGACAACGCCAUCUAGUUCUCGUCGAUCUCUAAAAAAUACAAGGCCGAGCCGACCUCUUCGAUUGCAACAUAUUUGGGACCCUUGUACUGGCUUGAAAGCAAAAGUGUCAUGUAAUUUGAGAGGAGGGUCGGUACAAUUUGAUGUGCUGGUGUUGGAAAUAUGACUGAAGUGGUUGUAUUUCGAUAUGCAGGUGUCUUCCAGUUAUUCGCUGUCA
Triticum aestivum (bread wheat) is the source of this 674-nucleotide messenger RNA. RefSeq lists its product as uncharacterized. The transcript has 3 exons. The coding region runs from base 137 to 475 and encodes 112 amino acids. The record is from RefSeq and is a predicted model, not a curated record. NCBI's taxonomy places the organism in Eukaryota, Viridiplantae, Streptophyta, Magnoliopsida, Poales, Poaceae.